AUGUUCGGACUGGUCAAAGGCCAAACCGCUCACCCUACUCUGUUUCCCCUCAAAUAUGGCCGAGUACUUGCUACCUGGGGUCUUGCCGGUGCUAAUGGCUGUCUCCUGCGCUCGCAGCUUCUGCAUUUACCUCGAGGUGAAGACAUUCUGGUCUUCGUUAUCGGGAUAGUGUCGUCAUGGUUUGGCGCAAAUCUAUACUUCGCGCCGUUUGUCGGAGCCAAUUCUCUUGUAUAA
Messenger RNA from Penicillium maclennaniae, 234 nucleotides. RefSeq names its product Major facilitator superfamily domain general substrate transporter. The record is from RefSeq and is a predicted model, not a curated record. The coding region runs from base 1 to 234 and encodes 77 amino acids. The transcript has a single exon. NCBI's taxonomy places the organism in Eukaryota, Fungi, Ascomycota, Eurotiomycetes, Eurotiales, Aspergillaceae.